This is a messenger RNA of Drosophila mauritiana, 5335 nucleotides long. RefSeq names its product ubiquitin carboxyl-terminal hydrolase 7 (gene Usp7). The record is from RefSeq and is a predicted model, not a curated record. Bases 764 to 4153 code for a protein of 1129 amino acids. Gene Ontology annotation, cellular component: cytosol; nucleus. Gene Ontology annotation, biological process: protein deubiquitination; regulation of protein stability. The transcript has 4 exons. NCBI's taxonomy places the organism in Eukaryota, Metazoa, Arthropoda, Insecta, Diptera, Drosophilidae. Gene Ontology annotation, molecular function: protein binding; cysteine-type deubiquitinase activity; cysteine-type endopeptidase activity.
CGCGCUGCAUGUGUAUGUGUGUGUGCGAAAAUAUUAAUUGAUACGUUAACGCUGCGAUGCAGUGCCGUGUUAAAUACUUCAAAGCUGUUCGUUUCUAAAUUCCAAAAGUUUAACAUUUGUGACAGCAUUAGUUUUUUGGUUUUUUUUUUCGGCAUAACGUGCUCCCUUGCUCGAGCGUAAAAAUACAAAAUACAAAAAAAAAUCCAAGCGGAGCGACGGAAGAGAACAGCGAAGGCAAAAGAAAAACGCACACACCCAUACAAAUGCCAUAAGUUCGAGUGUAUUUGUAGUUAUUGCUGGAAAGAAAGCAGGCAAGCACACGCAUACGGCGAAAAAUACGCAAGGAAUCUGCAAUUUUUGUCAACAUUUUGGGUGCGCAACGUUACAUUUGUGUUACAUCGCCGAUUUCAUUUUUAAUUGCCGUAUAACCAUCGUGUGUGCGUGAGAACAGCCUUGCCGCCCGCCCACGGAUAUAUCCUCCGCCACCCACUCUUCUUAUUUUGUUGUUGUUGUUUUUUUGUUGUAUUCCACAAUACGGCAAAAUCGGAGAGCGAGCGGUCGAACGAACAAGCAAGGACUUGCUAUUCAGUGGACAAAUUCAAAGUUAGAAGACGAACAAAAGUAAAGCGAAGAAGAAGCCGCAUAGCGGCUGCCAUCGUCCAGUAGAAAGCCGCAUCCAGUGAGUAGCGACAAUCCUAACCAGAGAAAUCCGAUCCUCCGCGGAGGUGCCGCCAAUUUUAGCACUAUUCAAGUGCCGACUAAAAUGGAAAUUGAAACAGAUCAGUCUAUUGAAGCAAUGGACACCCAGGACACCCAAGAGGUCGAGAUCCUCACCAGUGACCUUCAACAGACACAACAGCAGCGGAAUUCACCGCCCCAAUUGCCGAAAUUCAAGAAUCUUAUCCAGCCACAAUUGCACGCCGUUGGUGCAGUGACCCAAUUGCCCAGCGAGAACGGCAAUAUGCCGCCACAACAACUAUUGGCAGAUAGCAGCUCCACUUCGUUCGGCGACGGCGAGGCCAUGGGCAUUGACGAUGAGUCCAAGGAGGAUCAGUUCCGAUCGGAGACCACAUUCUCCUUUACCGUCGAGAAUGUGGUACAAUUGAAAUCGCAGAGACUGUCGCCGCCAGUGUUUGUCCGCAUGCUGCCAUGGAGGAUAAUGGUCAUACCCAAUGAUCGUGCGCUCGGCUUCUUUCUGCAGUGCAAUGGGGAGAAUGAUUCGCCCACCUGGUCGUGCAAUGCCAUUGCCGAGCUGCGUUUGAAGUGCCACAAGCCGGAUGCACAGCCCUUCACGCGUGCCCGCAUUAAGCAUUUGUUCUACUCCAAGGAGAAUGACUAUGGCUACUCGAAUUUCAUCACCUGGCAGGAGCUGAAGGAUUCCGAAAAGAGCUAUGUGCACAACAACAGCAUCACCCUGGAGGUUCACGUCGUUGCGGAUGCACCGCAUGGCGUUCUGUGGGACUCCAAGAAGCAUACAGGCUAUGUUGGCCUUAAAAACCAAGGCGCCACUUGCUAUAUGAACUCGCUGCUGCAGACAUUGUACUUCACCAAUUCGCUAAGACUGUCUGUCUAUCGCAUACCCACGGAGGCUGACGAUAGUGCCAAAUCAGUUGGAUUAUCGCUGCAGCGUGUGUUCCAUGAACUGCAGUUCGGUGACCGUCCCGUUGGCACCAAGAAGCUAACCAAGUCCUUUGGCUGGGAAACGCUAGAUUCGUUCAUGCAGCACGAUGUCCAGGAGUUUCUGCGCGUGCUGCUCGACAAGCUCGAGUCGAAGAUGAAGGGCACCAUCCUGGAGGGCACCAUACCGGGUCUGUUCGAGGGCAAAAUGUCGUCGUACAUCAAGUGCAAGAAUGUCGACUACAACAGCACACGUUACGAGACCUUCUACGACAUCCAGCUGAACAUCAAGGAUAAGAAGAAUAUCUACGAGUCUUUCCAGGAUUACGUAGCUCCCGAAACGCUGGAGGGUGACAACAAAUACGAUGCUGGUGUGCAUGGCUUGCAGGAAGCCAGCAAGGGCGUCAUCUUCACUUCAUUCCCACCCGUUUUGCAUCUGCACCUGAUGCGCUUCCAGUACGAUCCCGUCACGGACAGCUCGAUCAAGUACAACGAUCGCUUCGAGUUCUACGAACAGAUCAAUCUGGAUCGCUACCUGGCCGAGAGCGAGAAUACCUUGGCGGACUACGUUCUGCACGCCGUGCUGGUGCACUCGGGCGAUAACCAUGGCGGGCACUAUGUGGUCUUCAUUAAUCCAAAGGCUGACGGACGUUGGUUUAAGUUCGACGACGAUGUGGUCUCCAGUUGCCGCAAGCAGGAGGCAAUCGAACAGAACUACGGCGGCAUGGACGACGAGAUCUCGUUCCACGCCAAGUGCAGCAAUGCCUAUAUGCUGGUCUACAUCCGCCAGUCGGAGUUGGAUCGCGUACUCGGCGACAUAACGGAGAGCGAGAUAUCAAGCGAUCUGGUGGAGCGUCUCGAUCUGGAGAAGCGCAUCGAAAUGGCGCGCCGCAAGGAGCGCGGCGAGGCCAACACCUAUGUGUCCGUGCACGUGAUCCUCGAGGAGAACUUCGAGGAGCAGCACAAGCGUCGUCUCUUCGAUCUGGAGAAGGUCCAUCCGCGCGUCUUCCGCAUCAAACAAAAUCAGACUGUCGACGAGCUGGUGGACAUGUUCGUGAGGGGUUUCGGUGUGUCGCGCCAACGCAUGCGCAUGUGGAACUUGUGCACCGCCCAGACGCAAAAGUUCUUGCAUUUCGAUUUCGUGGCGGAGGGAUCGCGCACCAUCGAGCAGAUAUCAACGUCACAGAAACCGUGGGUCAUCUGGCUGCAGCUGGCCUGGACGGAUGUACCUGGUCCCCUGCCGCCCUUUAAUCCCAAGACCGAAGCCCUGCUGUUCAUCAAGUACUAUGAUCCGCGCAACAAGCGUCUCAAUUACAUUGGAUGUACUCAGCAGCCGCACACCCGCCGUCUCAUUGAUCUGGUGCCGGAUGUGAAUAGCAAAUUGGGUUUCGAUCCGGACACCGAGCUGACCAUCUACGAUGAGUACGCCGACAAGAAGCUGGUCAAUCUGAACGAGCCGAUCGAGAGUGCGCUGUUCAUACCGCAGGAUCAUCUGCAAGGCCACAUCCUAAUCUUCGAGCGCGAAAACGUUGACGCCAAACUCGACCUGCCCACGGUUGGGGAUUACUUCCUGGAUCUGGUCUAUCGCAUCGAGAUCAUCUUCAGCGACAAAUGCAAUCCCAAUGAGCCGGACUUUACGCUGGAGCUGUCCAAUCGCUAUAACUACGAUCAGCUGGCCAAUGCGGUGGCCGAGCGCUUGAACACCGAUCCACAGAAGCUGCAGUUCUUCAUGUGCAUCAACAACUACAAGGAGACGGCGGGCAAUGCCGUGCCCUACACAUUUAAGGGCACAAUCAAGGAUCUGGUUUCUUACACCAAACAGAGCUCAACGAAGCGUAUCUUCUAUCAACGGCUGUCGCUCAGCAUUCACGAGCUGGACAACAAGAAGCAGUUCAAGUGCGUCUGGGUGAGCAGCGACCUCAAGGACGAGAAGGAGCUGGUCCUGUACCCCAACAAGAACGAUACGGUUAAGGGACUGCUGGAGGAGGCGGCCAAGAAAAUCUCGUUUGCUGAGAACAGCCGUCGCAAGUUGCGCCUGAUGAAGAUUAGCAAUCAUAAGAUUGUGGCGGUAUGCAAGGACGAUAUACCGCUGGAUACGCUGCUAAAGUCCAACGAGUCCAUAACGACCACACAGGGCGCUCAAAAGACUUUUCGCAUCGAGGAGGUGCCGGCGGAGGAUAUGCAAUUGGCGGAGAACGAGUUCCUCAUCCCAGUGGCCCACUUCAGCAAGGAGCUGUACAACUCAUUCGGCAUACCCUUCCUAACCAAGGCGCGCCACGGCGAGCCGUACGGUGCGGUCAAGCAGCGCAUCCAGCGUCGUCUGAAUGUGCAGGACAAGGAGUGGGAAAACUACAAAUUCUGUGUGAUCUCCAUGGGCCACAAUUCGGAUGUGAACGACAAUACGCCCGUUGAUCUGGAGGUGUAUCGCUCGUGGACCAGCGGCCAGUUGCCCUUCUUUGGCUUGGAUCACAUCAAUAAGUCGCGUAAGCGCAGCUCGCUUAACUUCUCCGAGAAGGCCAUCAAGAUAUACAACUAAGGCGGGGAUACGAAUGAGGAUGAGGAGAACACACGCUCUAAACUGGAUGAUGGCGGAGCGGAGCAAGUUUGCGUGCGGAGCGGGAUUAAAGGAAUCAAUGUUGAAUGUGCGAAUGUGCGAUGGAUAGCGGGCAAGGGAUCAUGGCCACACGUGUUUAUUGUUCUUCAAAAUUCGAAAACAAAGAGCCCAAUCAUUGGAAACGAUUCAUAGACACCACACACACACAUAAGCACACACACACAUACAAGCGCGGAACUUACCCUUUUUACUUUUAUACAUAUAAAUUGUUUGUAGUCUAUAACAGCUAAGUAAUAUUUAGGUAUUUAUUAGUCCCCGCCGCCGACGGCAGUGUUUGGAGAUCAGAUCCACUGGCCACGCCAUGCCGCGCAAGCUUGCUCCCCCUCUUCUUACUUCGUUUUACCGCUCUUCCUUUCCUUUUACUCUCUCGUCUCCGUUUCCGUUUCCGUUUUCGUUUCCGCUUCGUCCGCCGAACAAUCCUGACCAGAGUAUCAGCUUUCGCAAGGAGUCCAGCGACUCAUUGCUUGAACUAAAGUAACUUCAAUUUAGGCUUAGGCUCAACUACACAAUUAUUCUUCUAUGCUACAUAAUAUUCUUAAUCGAUAAUUGUUUAAUCGCAGGCAGAAGUAGAAGUGAACUCGCUUUUGUCCAAGUGUAAAUAAGCGUUCGUUGCUAGUUGCCCAAUAAAACAUAAACAAAGAAGGAAAGGAGCAUGUAAAGAUGGAAAGAGAAAGAGCAGGCGAGGAAAGGAAAUGAGAGAAAGCCUAAACUAAUAGAAGGCAUAGAAGGAGCAUAAACUAAAUGAAAGCAACCAGCAAGAGGAGCAUAUACAUAGAUAUAGGUAAACGAGAGGGAAGAGCUGUAAACAAAUGAACGCAACUAUGUAACAAGUUUAACUUUAAACGAAACAAAACGAUUAAGUAAAGAGAAAAGUCACCAAACGAGACGCAAGAUAAACUUGAAGACGAUGGCGGUGGAUAUAUAUAUAUAUAAUGCAUAUAUUCGAGCAGCAAAUCGAAAGAGAUGGCAAGAAGGCGUAAGGGAGAUGAAAAAUAUAGGAUUUGUUUCAAACAAUUAUUUGUGAUUUUUAAACAUGAAAUGAUAACAAUGUAUGCAAAGGACUAGACAACAUAAAAUUAAUUAAUAAAUUACAAUAAUACACAG